AUGAAGCUGAAUUUGGGCUAUUUUGAUUUGUCCAAGGAAACGCUGCCUGAAUGCCCUGAAAGCGGCCUUCCAGUAUGCCUGACGUCCACAAAAAUCGUCGGCCGAGGCGAGUAUCUCAAAAAGCUGCGCCAUGCGAAUUUGCAAUCGCUUGUUGACGUAGAAUCAUCUAAUCAGGAACGAAUUGUGUUUGUCAGCGAGAUGCCUUCCCAGCCAAGCCUUUUUGAAGUGAAUGGCAAACUGGGGAAGGAUGAAAGGCUGCGAUUUGCGCAGAUGUUGUAUUCGGCAAUCGACUUUUUACACGGCAAGGGGCUGGUUCACGGUCAGUUAACAAAUAAAACAGUCCAUUACGAUGUCAACUCUGACUCUCUCAAAAUCUCUGAGUGGUUCGUUAAUGCUUUGACGGAUUUCGGCGAUUUUGCUGGCAUAAAUUUCCGGCAAUCGAUCAAGUACUCGGCCCCAGAACUGUGGAAAGACGACAAAGAUAUCAAGUCCCUCGUAAAAACGAAGCUCGCCCUUGCGAAACGCGGGCACGAAGCCAGCUCAGUAGCAGGUGCCCUCACUCAGACCCUUGGCGUCGGCAAAACCUUUGAAGAACUCGACCCAGCGUUGAGAAAAAUACUAGAAAUUACCACCAGUCAUCGACCCAGAGAUCGCCCAUCAGCUGCCGAAGUUUUGGAGCUACUGAAAUGCCCGAAGAGCGAAUUUCCGGAAAUAAACCUGUUUUCGAACGUUUCCAACGUCGCCAUUCCAGAGAACCAUUCACUCAGAGAUAUCAUAGAAGCACUGGGGCAUAAUGAUGCUUAUUAUUUUUGGAGGCUUUCUUCUAAUGGACUCAACAGCGAGCUGGAGCGAAGCGGAUUGAUCCAAAAAACUGUCGGGAUUUCGAAAGUCGGGCUCAUCCCUUCUACGCACGCAAGUGGCGGAGACAAUGGACAAGGAUCCGGGGAGGAAAACUCGCAUAAACAGACGGAAAUCGAUCUCACCGUGUUGGAGGGCACGCUUCAGUCAGUCGACACAAUCGCCGCCAAUCCCGUAAUUUCAAUCGAUAUUGACCAGUCUAAACUCUCGCCAACCCUUCGCCAGAUCAACGAAGAACGACGACUGCCUCUUUCAAUCCGAGAGUCGUCGAUAAUCUACCAGUUCUCGAGGACUUUGAUCUACCGACGCCUUUUGUCCGGAUACCCUCAUACGCUCGAGAGGAUCAUUCAAGAGGCCAACAAUGUUUGGAGCGCUCUUUUGGAAGUUUCCGGCGACACGCGAGAAAUGUACAAGCGCAUCAACAAAUGCGCAAUCAGAGAGACUGACAGGCAAAUCGAUGUGGACAUCCCGCGAUGUCAUCAAUAUCUGGAAGUGAUUGCCAGUCCUGAGGGUGCCCGGAAGCUCAAGCGUGUGAUCAAAGCCUGGCUUGUUACCAACCCGGGGCUGACUUAUUGGCAAGGACUGGACUCUCUUACUGUGCCUUUUGUAGUCCUGCAUUACGACCGCGAGGAUUUGGCAUAUGCAAGCAUGUCGAAUUUCAUUCCGAAGUACUUGAAUGGUCUUUUCCAGCGAGACAACGCGGCUGUCAUUCAGGAGUACCUCGCUGUUUUCCAGCAGCUGAUCUGCCAUCACGACCCGGAACUAGCCAACCACUUACUCGAUAUGGACGGUCAGGCGUUCGUGCCAGAUCUGUACGCCAUCCCGUGGUUCCUCACAAUGUUUUCACACGUCUUCCCCAUCAAGAAGAUCUUCCAUCUCUGGGAUAAACUGCUGGUUUAUGAUUCAUCGCUGCCGCUGUUUAUUGCAGUUGCAAUCAUGCUCCGCCUGAAAAGACAGCUGAUGACAUUCAGCUUUAACGACUGCAUCUUGUCAUUCUCAGAUAUGCCGGAUAUAGACGUAGACGACAUUGUCACACAAAGUACAAUUCUCCACCGAGACACUCCUCUAAGCUGCUCUUAUCGAGUUCACCAGCCGGACUUUGAAGAUACCUCGCUUCUGUCUAUUCACAAAGAAGACAUAGACCUCCAAGCUCGGCGAAUGGAGCGUCUACCGAUCAUUUCGUUAUCAGAUGUCUGCCGAAUGAACAGAAUCAGGUCAUCAACUUUCAUUGGCAAUUUCACUGGCGAAGAGUUCGAAAUCGUCGAUGACAUUGAAAGCAUCGGAUCAGUAGAGCGGCUACUGAUUGUCGAUUGUCGCCCAGAAGAGGAAUUCAAUACUGGAACGCUACCUGGUGCAAUAAAUUUGCCUGCAGAAAGCUCUUUCGAAGAUCCAACAGCUGAAAUUCCGAACCCAAGUCUGCGCCCCUCUCUUUCGAGCAUAAAACUCAUCUCCUCGCGUGGAAACAGGAUCAUCGUCGUCGCUGGAAAAGAUACGCGCAGUGGGCAGGCCUUUGCCGAGCGGCUUCUCUCCCUUGGCUAUCCGAAGCUUACCGUUCUUCAUGGAGGCUUCGACCUUCUUUCUUCCCUUGGAGCUACUUUGGAGCUUCCAAGUCUACGCGAAGAAACAUAA
This is a messenger RNA of Oikopleura dioica, 2487 nucleotides long. The record is from the annotation of a GenBank genome assembly. Lineage: Eukaryota; Metazoa; Chordata; Appendicularia; Copelata; Oikopleuridae.